Molecule: messenger RNA, 1623 nt
Organism: Aspergillus homomorphus CBS 101889
Lineage: Eukaryota; Fungi; Ascomycota; Eurotiomycetes; Eurotiales; Aspergillaceae
Product: H+/oligopeptide symporter
Exons: 3
Coding region: 1-1623 (540 amino acids)
Biological process (GO): transmembrane transport
Cellular component (GO): fungal-type vacuole; plasma membrane
Molecular function (GO): tripeptide transmembrane transporter activity; dipeptide transmembrane transporter activity
Source: RefSeq, a predicted model, not a curated record
AUGUCUAGACCUGAACCAGACACUGCGACUGCAUUAAUCGCGACCGACCGCACUCCCCUCCUGCCAGCCAUAGCAGAGGACAUUCCUCCACCAUCUUCCAUCGCCAAUGGCCACGGUCAUUUAAGGAAAGUCGCAGACAAAUUCCCAAUCACCGUCUGGCUCAUUGCGACCAUUGAGUUCUGCGAGCGAUUCGCCUAUUUUGGGGUCCUGGGGCCCAUGCAGAAUUACAUCCAGAACCCACGAGAUGACCCUAUGCGCCCUGGUGGAAUAGGACUCGGGCAGGCUCAUGCUACUUUCGUCAACCAAAGCUUCAUGAUCUGGUGUUUCCUGACGCCUGUCGUGGGUGCGGUUGUCGCCGAGCAGUAUCUCGGCCGGGUGAAAACCAUCCUGUACUCUGCUGCUAUCUACGGCGGCGGAUUGGCGAUCUUGGUCCUAUCCUCUCUACCUGCCGUUCAAGAUACGGUCAUUACAUUGCCAGGCUUGCUUCUGUCUCUGUUUCUGAUAGGCGUCGGCACUGGUGGCAUCAAGGCGAAUGUUAGCCCGUUGCUUGCUGAGCAGUACACAUCUCCUGGUCAAGGUAUCCGUCUGCUCAAAUCGGGUGAAAAAGUCGUCAUUGAUAGAGACUUGACGGUUCAAAGGAUGUUUGCAACUUAUUUUCUCUUUAUCAACGCCGGCUGUCUUGCUGCUCUGGCUUCGGUCGAAAUCGAACAAUCCUACGGGUUCUCGGCAGCAUUCGCCAUCCCAAUGACCGUCUUCAUCAUUGGCUUCAUAGCAUUCGUGACCAGCAAAGACCGGUAUACCAGUAGUGCACCGGAUGGAUCCAUUAUACCGAACGUCCUCCGCGCUCUCUGGAUCACAAUCAAACAGAAAGGUGACCUCAACUACGCCCGACCCGCCCUUGUACCACCCGAAAGCCCAUACCAAGAACAUCCCUGGACCAACGCCUUCAUCGACGACCUCCAAACAGCCCUAAGCGCAAGCAAAGUCUUCCUCCUCUAUCCGUUCUACUGGGCCGCCUUCUCCCAGCUCCUGACCAACUUCAUCUCCCAAGCCGCGACAAUGCAAACCCACGGCAUCCCCAACGACAUCCUCCCCUACACAAACCCCAUCACAACACUCUUCCUACUCCCCCUACUCGACCGCCUCAUCCUCCCCACAGUCCGCAACCUCGGAUACCCCGUCCACCAUUUCCCCCGCAUCACAGCGGGGUUCAUGGUCUGCGCACUGGCUAUGCUCUACGCCGCUUUCGUCCAGCGGACCAUCUACGUCUCUCCGCCUUGCUACGACCAUCCACGGUCGAGCACCUGCAUGCACGGACAGGUCCCCAACGACGUCUCCGUGCUCCUGCAGGUCCCCGCUUAUAUCCUCGUCGCUUCCUCGGAGUGUCUUGCGUCAGUGGCAGGCCUGGAAUACGCGUAUGCCAACGCGCCCAAGUCAAUGAGGUCGCUGACCAUGGCGCUGUAUUUGUCCACCGUCUCGGUGGGGACCUUCCUUGCUAUGGCCGUCUUGCCGCUGACCGUGGAUCCCAUGAUAACGUGGAUGUACAUUGUUCUUGCAAUGGCGGUUUUCGGUGCCGGGGCUGCGCUCUGGAGUGUGCCGGUUCAGCGGAAGGAGGCUAGCUAG